AUGCUCAAAACGUGGGCGCAAGACAGACACCAAGAUGAAAGUUUGGACGAUUUAUGGAGAAAGAUGGAAGGCGUAUGGAGAAUUGAACAAAUUUAA
Sclerotinia sclerotiorum 1980 UF-70 is the source of this 96-nucleotide messenger RNA. RefSeq lists its product with no specific name. NCBI's taxonomy places the organism in Eukaryota, Fungi, Ascomycota, Leotiomycetes, Helotiales, Sclerotiniaceae. The transcript is spliced from 2 exons. The coding region runs from base 1 to 96 and encodes 31 amino acids. The record is from RefSeq and is a predicted model, not a curated record.